ACAUCAGCCCCUACCUUCCCACCUGGCGCGGGUGGGGGGCGUGGGGCCCCCCCUCCCCUGGAGGUCCCGGUGCAGAGGGAGGCGGGGGGGGGUUGGGGGGCUUACACGACAGCUGAGCCGCUUUCGGGACGCCGGAGCCCCCCAGCGCCGUCGGGGCAUCCCCCCUACCUCCCCUGCAAUGGGACCCAAGCGUCUGGGCCCCCUGCUCCGAGCGGUGGGGACAGUGGUGGCAGUGCCAUAGAGCCAGCGGGGGAGAAGCCAGCGGAACUCAGGUGCGGUGGGUGCCCCCCCGCCCCGGUGGCCACCAUGGGGACACCCCCCCGUGUGUGUCCGCCCUUCGUCCUGCUGCUCCUGCUGGCGGCGGAGAGGACGGUCCGGGCCACCUUCCCCGAAGAGCCCGGCCCCAUCGCGGUGGCCUCCGAGGACUACGUGAAGCACUACGCUGUGUUUGUGGGCCAUGGGAUGAGCCACCAAGCUGGUCCCGAGGGUGGGGGCACCCAGCGCCUCAACAUCCAGCGCAUCCUCAAGGUCAACAGGACCCUCUUCAUCGGGGACAGGGACAACGUUUACCGUGUGAGCCUGGAGCCCACGGGUGCUGGUGAGAUGCGUUACCACCGGAAGCUGACGUGGCGCUCAAACCAGCACGACAUCAGCAUCUCCGUGAGAAGGGAAACACGAGCAGAGUGCCGGAACUUCAUCAAGGUGCUGCUGGUGCGUAACGAGAGCCUGCUCUUUGUCUGUGGCACCAACGCCUUCAACCCCGUCUGUGCCAACUACAGCGUGAAUGACACCCUGGAGCCCAUCGGGGACAACAUCAGCGGCAUGGCCCGCUGUCCCUACGACCCCAAGCACGCCAACGUGGCCCUCUUCACAGGGGGGAUGCUCUUCACCGCCACCGUGACGGAUUUCCUGGCCAUCGACGCCGUCAUCUACCGCAGCCUGGGGGACAGCCCCACACUCCGCACUGUCAAACACGACUCCAAAUGGUUCAAAGAGCCCUACUUCGUGCACGCGGUGGAAUGGAGGAGCCACGUCUACUUCUUCUUCAGGGAAAUCGCCAUGGAGUUCAACUACCUGGAGAAGGUGGUGGUGUCACGUGUGGCCCGGGUCUGCAAGAACGAUAUGGGGGGCUCGCAGCGGGUGCUGGAGAAGCAGUGGACCUCCUUCCUCAAGGCCCGGCUCAACUGCUCCGUGCCGGGUGAUUCCCACUUCUACUUUAACGUCAUCCAAGCCGUGACGGACAUCUUGGAGCUGGAUGGGCGCCCUGUGGUGCUGGCUGUCUUCUCCACGCCUGCCAACAGCAUCCCUGGAUCAGCUGUCUGUGCCUUCGACAUGACCCAAGUGGCCGCUGUCUUCGAGGGACGUUUCCGGGAGCAGAAAUCACCUGAGUCCAUCUGGACCCCUGUGCCUGAGGACAUGGUGCCCAAGCCCCGGCCAGGGUGCUGUGCGUCCCCGGGGAUGCCCUACAACUCUUCCAGCACCUUCCCCGACGAGAUCCUCAGCUUCGUCAAGACCCACCCCCUGAUGGAUGAGGCGGUGCCAGCCCUGGGCCACGUCCCCUGGAUCCUCCGCACCAUGAGCCGGUACCAGCUCCGCAAGAUCGUGGUGGACAAUGCAGCGGGGCCAUGGGGCAACCAGACCGUGGUCUUCCUGGGUUCCAGCACUGGCACAGUCCUCAAGUUCCUCAUCCAGCCCAAUGCCAGCUCCAGCCCCACGCCUGCCCCCCCUGGCAGCCAGAGCAUCUUCCUGGAGGAGUUUGAGACUUACCAGCCUGGGAGGUGUGGCCGGGACACAGAGGACGAGCGGCGGCUCCUGGGGCUGGAGCUGGACAAGGCAGCGGGGUCCCUGCUGUUGGCCUUCCCCCCCUGCGUGGCCAGGGUGCCAGUGGCUCGUUGCCAGCAGCACUCAGCCUGCAUGAAGAAUUGCCUGGGGAGCCGGGAUCCCUACUGUGGCUGGACACCCGAGGGCUCCUGUGUCUUCCUGGAGCCCAACCCCAGGGUGGCCUUCGAGCAGGACAUCACUGGUGGCAGCACAUCCCACCUGGGCGAGUGUGAGGGGUUGGUGACCGAGAGCUUUGUGGACGAGCCGGACGGGUUGGUCUCAGUGAACCUCUUGGUGAUCUCCUCGGUCGCUGCCUUCGUCAUCGGCGCCGUCAUCUCCGGCUUCAGUGUCUGUUGGUUCAUCGGCCACCGGGACCGCAAGGAGCUGGCGAGGCGCAAGGACAAGGACACCAUCCUGGGCCACGGCGAGGGGGUGGUGAGCGUCAGCCGGCUGGGCGAGCGGCGGGCACGGGGCCGCCAGCCCGGCACCUUGCUGGCCCCGCUGAUGCCCAACGGUUGGCCCAAAGAGCUGGGGAAGGUGACCACCACCCAUCACCACCACGACCUGGAUUCGGGGGUCUUGCCCACCCCGGAGCAAACCCCUUUGCAACAAAAACGUUGUCCCGGUCCCCUCCAAAACUGCACUUGGGAACAAAGUCACAACAUCAUCAACGCUGCUUUGAGGGACCCCGGUGGCUCCGGCACCGCUGGUGGCACCGGACGGGUGCACCCGACGCGUGGCAUCACCCCCCUCUCCUGCCACCCCAUCUUGGUGGACCAGGAACUGGAAGCUGAACUCAGCGACUCUUCGGGGGACUGGGGAGGUCGGGACCCCCAAGAGGGUUCCCGUAGCCGACAGCACCCCCCACCCACCAGCACCCACCGCCCCCCCCGCAGCUCUUACGGUGACUUCACCGGGACCCCCCGCCCCAGCCCCGAACGCCGACGGGUGGUCUCGGCACCUGGCGGGGAAGGGGGGGGAGACUUUAACCAAGGGCCCCCCCCUUGGCACCCUGAACAACUGAACUUCAACGCCAACAACGGCACGGGCCGCCCCGGCGCCCACCUCAAGAGGAACCACACGUUCAAUAGCGGCGAGGGGGUGGGGGUUUACGGGGGGCACAGUACCACCCCCCGGACCCCCACUACCACUGGGCCCCCCCCCCCGGCACUGACGGACCUGCACCACCUCCUGCACUAUGGUGUGGAGCGGACUCCCUCGGGAAAAUAGGGUCCCACCUGGUGUCACCUCCCCCCCCCCCCAUCUAAGGACACCCUGGGGUCCCCCCCAGCUCCUUGGGGAUGGUGAGGGGAUAUGGGGGGAGAUGUGGGGUGAGAUGCUUGCAUGGGUUGGGGGAGGGGACACACACAAACCUGAGAAGGUUUGGGUGUGUCGGGGGGGGCGUGGGGCAGUGCCCUGAUGCUUUGCUCUCCCCGGGGGAGGGGAGAUCCCAUCCAUCCCCUGCCACCCCCCCAGGCUGGACCCAGGGCCCACAGCCCCCUGGGGGGGAUCGCUGGGGAGCAGCAAGACAGACACAGAGCAGGGCUGUGCCCCGCAGCCCCAUCAGCUGCACCCAAGGUGUGGGGGGGCUUGUGGGUGCUGCAAGCACCCUAAGGACCCCCAGCUUCAGGGGGGAGGGUCCACUGGUUGCAGUGUCAGGACACAGUUGGGGUGCAGUGGGAGUGGGGAGGCCCCAAAAUGUGUGUGUUACCUGGGGGUGGGGCACACUCACACCCCUCCGGGGUCACCCUCUGCCCAGUGCCAGCUGGGUGGGGGGGCUCAUCCAACCCUGACCCCGGCAGCCCCCCCUGCCCUGCAAAGCACAGCAGGGUGGGGGGACACUGCUGGGGCUGGGAGGGGUCCCCAAUCACCCCACUCUCUGCUGGCAAAGGGUGCCCUUGCGGUGCCACCCCUGCCCUGGGAUGGGGGGGGGUGGCGGGUCCCCGGGGGGGGUGGCAGGUCCCCGGGGUGGGGUGGCAGGCUGUAAAUAGGGUGGGGGUCUGCGGGUGCCCCUUCCCCCUGUGGCCAUGCAUGCGGCCGCCCGCGGUCUGUACCCCAAUAAACACCCGUGUACCAGAGGCAAA
This is a messenger RNA of Calypte anna (Anna's hummingbird), 3905 nucleotides long. It is a transcript of the gene SEMA6B, whose product is annotated as semaphorin 6B. Gene Ontology annotation, biological process: neural crest cell migration; semaphorin-plexin signaling pathway; positive regulation of cell migration. NCBI's taxonomy places the organism in Eukaryota, Metazoa, Chordata, Aves, Apodiformes, Trochilidae. Gene Ontology annotation, molecular function: semaphorin receptor binding; chemorepellent activity. The record is from RefSeq and is a predicted model, not a curated record.